Dermacentor silvarum is the source of this 1510-nucleotide messenger RNA. Its product is annotated as ATP-binding cassette sub-family A member 13-like. NCBI's taxonomy places the organism in Eukaryota, Metazoa, Arthropoda, Arachnida, Ixodida, Ixodidae. The transcript is spliced from 4 exons. The record is from RefSeq and is a predicted model, not a curated record. Bases 222 to 707 code for a protein of 161 amino acids.
GUACCUGGCUCGUGGCCUGCUCGUGCUCGCGGGGAUCUUCCAUUCGUUCGAUCGGUGCGUUCGCUCUAGGACACGUCGCCUCUUCGAGCAGCGUUUCCGAUAUUCUCAGCAGGCAGUCGCAGCACACACGCUACUCUUGCCGACAUCCCGCCCGGUGCGUUUGCGCAGACACACGGCAUUUCAUUCCCAGAGAUUCGAUCGGCAGCGACGUGAGUCGACUGAUGCGCGACGUCGGACUGACCUACUGCCGGCUACGGCUCGCGGAGGACCUGCCCGUCCGCGUCCAUCGCCUCCUGCGCGCGGCCAUCGCCUUGAUGACAUAUCCCAAAGUGCAGAUCCUUCGGGACGAAGCGACGUGGAACAUGCAUCCUCGGACCAGGCGCGAUACGUGGGAGCUGCUGUUCGUGGUCCUGCGGUACAACGGAGUGUCCCUCACCAACAGCGACUUUGCGGAAGCCGAAGCCCUGGCCUACUGUCUCCUCUUCCUCCAGCACGGAGAGCCGCAUUGCGUCGACUCGCCCAAGUACAUCAAGGCUCAGUUCCGCAAUGGAUCUCCGACUCAGCAAAGGCGAAGGCUAUCAAGACACCGGCGUGCAGGCCCUCAUCCGCAAGGAGUCGCUGUCCCACGACAACGUGAUGGACAAGUCCAGGAGCGUGCAAUUCAGACUCAUCGGCACCUCAGAGAUGCACUCCAUUCUUAUGCUUGACCUCUUUUACGAACUGGAGGCGGCCAAGUCUAAGCUGGGCAUCGUAAAGAUGGGCCUCAUCGUCACCACGCUUGAAGACAUUCUGCAGGGGUGGAUAGGUUCCUUAGACAUCCUAUUUCACUUGACCUUCGUGCAGUGUUCUCCUCGAGGGAGCCGGGUCAUCAUCAUCACUGAAUUCAAAGCUCAAGCAGUUCAGACUCACGAAAUUGGUACCCAUCUCUUCAUAAUAUUAGGCACAAACGUCCACCUGAUUUUGGAAGCUUGUUUCGUCAUCUGGGUAAUCGUUCCUCCAAUUGUCUUCUGCAUUGCUGUCGCUGUCUUCUCCAUCGCAAGCAUCAGAACCAGGAUCGGAAUCAUAAGCGAGGCCCUGCUCGGAAGAAAGUAUUCGGUACUGAACCGACAAAACUCGUAUUCACCAAUGAAGUUGCAGUGGAUGUUGUUGAAGUAGAUCAUAAUCCUCAUCUACUUUGGUCUCCUUGGCAGCUUUUCGAGCCAUGGAGACAUUAUUGCACGGAAUUCCCGAAGCCUUUUCUUUUUCUCUGGGUCCUCAUUUUCUUCCGCGCCUUCGACUUUCAGUGAUCUCUUCUGAGCGGAUUUCUUCGGGAAUUGCCCGGUGUUUCAGCAGCAACUGCAGACGAUUUAAAGCCCAAAUUAACGCAAUUUCACCUCAUUCGUCAUUUAUUUUACGUGUUUUACAUUAAGUAAAAUUACAAACCAACUUAUUGAAAUCUGCCUGUAUCCACGGUUUCAUUAUUUAUACCUAUAGCGCAACAUUCACCAAAGGUCCGAGAAGAUUCAUUGAC